AUGUCUUCGGGCAUUCAGGAUUUGCUCUCACCAGCGGAACCGUUACCUAUCCAAUCUCGGGACUUUGUCGUAUGGCAGAAGCAGCAAGGACAGACAGGGGAGCACCAACGGCAGGUUGAAUACUGGGUCAAACAACUAGAAGGAAGCCAUCCAGCCAGAUUUCUCUGCGACAAGCCACGACAGACUAUACCGUCAGGAGCAGCGGAAAAGCAACAGGUUGAACUCAGUGGGUCGCUAUAUAGAGACCUACAGGACUUCUGCAAACUACACGAAGUGACCCCUUUUACUGUUCUGCUCACUGCGUUUAGAACAACACACUACCGUCUUACUGGUGUAGACGAUGCGACUGUGGGCACCCUGAAGGAAAGCCGGAACGGGCAAAGACCAGAGGGCAUGAUUGACUUCCUUUCCAAUUUACAAUGCAUUAGAAUCCGGAUCGAAGAUGAUCAAUCUUUCGAACAGUUGGUCCGCCAAAUGCACAGAACGACAGCGGACGCACAUGCGAACCAAGAUGUCCCAUUCGAGAAGAUCGUUUCGGAGCUGCCGAUAGAUAUUAGAGACGGGUCGCGUAAUCCUGUUGUUCAACUAGUAUUCUCCUUGCACUCUAAAAAGGACCUAGGGCGAUCCACGUUCGAUAGCCUGGAGAUGGAGCAGCUGAGCGUCGUGUCGGGCUCGAGAUUAGACCUAGAGUUUCACCUGUUCCAAGAAGCAGAGUGCAUCCGUGGCACUGUUCUAUUCGCGACAGAACUUUACCAUCAACGAACAAUCAGCGGGAUGGUUGCAGUCUUCUACGAGGUUCUCAAACGAGGCCUUGAGGAGCCUCAGACACCGGUCGCCUCUCUACACCUGACCGAUGGCAGCUCCAUGCUGCGCGAGAUGGGUCUUCUUGAGAUCAAGCGCACAAUGUAUGCGCGCGAUUCUAGCGUGGUCGAGGCGUUCCAGCGCCAGGCCCUCGCUUCUCCUAGCGUCGUGGCUGUCAAAGACUCUGCCGGCGAGCUGACCUAUGCCCAACUAGACGAAAGAUCGGAGAGACUCGCCAACUGGCUUACACAGGCUGGUAUCCCUGCCGAAACACUUAUUGGCGUUCUUGCCCCACGGUCAUGCCAGACAAUUGUAGCGUUCAUGGGGAUCCUGAAGGCGAACCUUGCGUAUAUGCCGCUGGAUAUCAGACUUCCGAAGUUGCGCAUCGAGGCCAUCCUCUCUGCCGUCCCGGGCCACAAGCUGCUUCUUCUCGGACAAGAUGUGCCAGCUCCAGCUAUUCAGGCAGCUGAUGUCGAGUUCGUCUCUAUUGCCGACAUCCUCCACCGUUCGUCUCAGGCUGACCGGGCCUGCAAUGGACUGGCAGCGGCCUCUGUGGCACCUUCGGCUACUAGUCUAGCUUAUGUUAUGUUCACAUCAGGAUCGACAGGUAAACCUAAGGGAGUUAUGGUUGAGCAUCGCGGCAUACUACGGGCAGCCGACGUACUGUCGCGAAUUUGGGGAGCUGUUCCAGUGGCACAUAUGACCAAUAUCGCGUUUGACACGUCGACGUCGGAGAUCUACACCCCUUUGUUGAACGGAGGAACAAUAAUCUGCAUCGAUGACAUGACUGCCUUAGACGGAGUCAGGCUGGGCGACUUGUUCAAGGGAGAGAGAGUCGAAGUUGCUGUUUUCCCGCCGGCCUUCUUGAAGGAAUGCCUCGUUGCUUCUCCCACCACGAUCCAAGCACUUCGAGUACUUUUUACAGCUGGAGACCGCUUGGACGCACAGGAUGCAUCCAAGAUACUUCAAUUGGUCAAAGGUGGGGUUUACAAUUCCUAUGGGCCUACAGAGAAUUCAGUACUUAGCACAUUAUACCGUAUACUCCCGGAAGAAAGGUGUGUAAACGGUGUGCCCAUUGGGCGGGCCGUCAGCAAUUCAGGCGCAUAUGUCAUGGAUAUGCAGCAGCGUCUAGUGCCCAUCGGAGUCUUAGGAGAGCUCAUCGUCACUGGGGACGGUGUAGCCAGAGGAUACACCGAUCCAGAGAGGGAUCGCGAUCGAUUCGUGCGCGUGGUAAUCGACGGUGUGUCCGUGAAGGCCUAUCGAACGGGAGAUUAUGUGCGAUACCGGCCGAUGGAUGGCCAACUCGAGUUUUUUGGCCGCAUGGACUACCAGGUCAAGAUACGAGGACACCGUAUCGAGCUAGGAGAAGUGGAACAUGCAUUGCUUGCCUAUGAGUCCGUCGAUGACGCUGUGACAGUAGUGCGCGACGCGGAGGGUCAGGAGCCGGAGUUGGUUAGCUUUAUCACCAUCUCUGACGGUCAGGGCUUCUCUGAAUGGGAGACAGUGGACAGCAACAGUGAGCAAGGACAGGUUGAAACGUGGAGGGAGCACUUUGACGUAACCGCGUAUGCUGGCAUCGACAACAUAGACCCUAGUAAGCUAGGGAGAGACUUUGUUGGAUGGACAUCCAUGUACGAUGGGAGUGAAAUCGACAGAAAUGAGAUGGAAGAGUGGCUGGAUGACACUAUGACGGCUAUCCUCGACGGUGGUGAGCCCCGCAACGUCUUAGAAGUGGGCACAGGCAGUGGAAUGAUCCUAUUCAAUCUACCCAAAUCUCUGCAAAGCUAUGUCGGUCUUGAGCUUGCUGAACAAGCGGCAACGUUCGCGAACAAGGCGGCCCAAUCGGUACCAUCGUUACGCGGAAAGGUCGAGGUACGAGUCGGCACGGUCACGGACGUCUCUCGUACUGACAGGCUUAACUCGCCUGACCUAGUCGUGGUCAAUUCAACGGCGCAGUAUUUUCCUACUGCUGAGUAUCUACUGAAGGCAAUUGAGGACCUCCUUCGUUUGGACAGCGUCGAGCGUCUGUUCUUCGGCGACGUGCGGUCCUACGCUCUCUAUCGAGAAUUCCAAGUGACACAAGCACUACAUAUCACCAGUACAGCAACGCCGGGUGCGAUCAGACAGAAGAUGACAGCGAUAGAACGAGCGGAAGAGGAACUACUUAUUGAUCCCGCAUUUUUCACGGCAUUGGAGACUCAGCUGCCGGAUCUUGUAGACCACGUCGAGAUCCUACCCAAGAGGAUGAGGGCGACCAACGAGCUCAGCUGUUAUCGAUACGCGGCGGUGAUAUACAGAAAACACCAGAAGGAACGGUCGCAGCCCAUCUACCAGAUCGACGAGGGGCAGUGGAUCGACUUUGUGUCGCACCAGCUAGACCGUCAGUCGCUCCUACAACUUUUGGAAUCCCUUCCGAUCACCGCCGUCGCAGCGGUGAGCAACAUCCCGUACAGCAAAACCAUCUUUGAGCGAUGUGUUCUAGAGUCACUAGACAGUGCAGCGGACGAGAAGCUCGAUGGCAACGACUGGGUUAGGUCUUGCCACGAAGCAGCAAGGAGUACUUCGUCGCUCUCGGUUGUCGACCUUCACGAAGUGGCCCAUCUCGCCAAUUUUUCUGUGGAAGUCAGCUGGGCCCGGCAGGCCUCUCAGAGUGGCGGCUUGGAUGCCGUGUUCCACCGCUAUACACCUAGAAUCGCCGGAGCCAGGGUCUUGUUUCGCUUCCCUACCGACCAUCAUGGCCGGGCCUUUCACUCAUUGACCAACCGGCCGCUCCAGCAGCGGCUGAAACAAAGGGUCGAAGAGCAGCUGCGCAACAAGCUCAAGGUGAAGUUGCCAUCCUACAUGGUCCCCUCCGUGAUUCGGGUGCUGGACAAGAUGCCCAUCAAUGAUAACGGCAAAGUCGAUCGCCGAGCGCUUACAAAGAGUGCACACAUCGUGAAGGCCAAUAGAUCAUCGGCUGCACGCAUGUUGCCGCGGAACGACGUAGAGCGCGCCCUAUGCGAGGAGUUUACCAGCGUGUUGGGUGAGGAAGUUGGUAUUACCGACAGCUUUUAUGAUCUCGGUGGCCAUUCUCUUCAGGCUGCGCGACUGGUAUCCCGAAUCAACCGUCGACUGAUGUGCAGGCUCUACGUUUUUGAUCUCCUAAACUCGCCCACCCCGGCUGCGCUAGGAGACAUAAUCCCCACAAGGAGCACCGAAGGACUCUCCGACGAGCCCACUUGGCACUUUGAACAUCAUCGUCGAUCACACUCCCGACUCACAAUCGUACUGAUUCACGGACUUUGGGGACAGGGCAGUAUCUUUUCGCCCUUGGUCCCGUUCCUAGACGAUAUCCUUGAUGUCUUGGUCAUUCAUGAUCCGUUCUUUGGCCGAUCGGAGGGUCCCGAGACAAUACCCCGAUGGGCAGAGCUUUAUCUCAACCAUGUAGAGAAGCAGAUUUCUCUAGGGCAUGGGUUGAUUUUUGGGGGCUACUCUCUUGGUGGGUUGAUCGCGUAUGAGAUGGCCUCGUUGUGGCGAGCCCGACACGGCGAAUACCCAGCUUCUCUCGUCUUGUUGGACGCGGCAACUUACACGAACUCUGUACACGACAAUGAGAGCGAAAAGGAGAUCAACUACGCUUUGACGUUGUUCGGAGAAACCCAAAAGCAGCUGAUCCUGGAUCAUUUCAACAAGGUUGCACCACUGGCGCGCGAACCGAUUCAGCCACCUGAAUAUCAUGGCGAAUGUCUCUGCGUCAUAACGCCCGAAUCCGCCGCGGCCGGGGCGACGGAGUGGUGGACAGCUCGUUGCCCUGGAUUGCGGGUACAGUAUAUUGACUCUACUCAUCACGCCCUUUUGGAUGGCUCUAGGAUCAGAGCAGUCGGGCGACUCGUAAACGAACACUGCUGUCAGAUUGCUGGAAAUCUGGGACCUAUUACACCCUAA
This is a messenger RNA of Aspergillus pseudonomiae, 4725 nucleotides long. RefSeq lists its product as uncharacterized. The transcript has a single exon. Gene Ontology annotation, cellular component: cytoplasm. Gene Ontology annotation, biological process: secondary metabolite biosynthetic process; amino acid activation for nonribosomal peptide biosynthetic process. Lineage: Eukaryota; Fungi; Ascomycota; Eurotiomycetes; Eurotiales; Aspergillaceae. The record is from RefSeq and is a predicted model, not a curated record. Bases 1 to 4725 code for a protein of 1574 amino acids. Gene Ontology annotation, molecular function: phosphopantetheine binding; S-adenosylmethionine-dependent methyltransferase activity.